AUGGCUGCUGACAUUUCUGAAUCUGGUGGACAUGAUUGCAGAGGAGACCAGAGGAGCAACACCAAGUUAGAUGCAGAUUACCCACUUCGAGUCCUUUACUGUGGAGUCUGUUCAUUACCAACAGAGUACUGUGAAUAUAUGCCUGAUGUUGCUAAAUGUAGACAAUGGUUAGAGAAGAAUUUUCCAAAUGAGUUUGCAAAACUUACUGUAGAAAAUUCACCCAAACAAGAAGCUGGAAUUAGUGAGGGUCAAGGAACAGCAGGGGAAGAGGAAGAGAAGAAAAAACAAAAGAGAGGUGGAAGGGGUCAAAUAAAACAGAAGAAGAAAACUGUACCACAAAAGGUUACGAUAGCUAAAAUUCCCAGAGCAAAGAAGAAAUAUGUAACAAGAGUGUGUGGCCUUGCAACUUUUGAAAUUGAUCUUAAAGAAGCACAAAGAUUUUUUGCUCAGAAAUUCUCCUGUGGUGCCUCAGUAACAGGGGAGGAUGAAAUCAUCAUUCAGGGAGACUUUACAGAUGACAUUAUUGAUGUCAUUCAGGAAAAAUGGCCAGAGGUGGAUGAUGAUAGCAUUGAAGAUCUUGGAGAAGUGAAGAAGUGA
Molecule: messenger RNA, 597 nt
Organism: Rangifer tarandus platyrhynchus (Svalbard reindeer)
Lineage: Eukaryota; Metazoa; Chordata; Mammalia; Artiodactyla; Cervidae
Source: the annotation of a GenBank genome assembly